This is a messenger RNA of Topomyia yanbarensis, 1692 nucleotides long. RefSeq names its product zinc finger protein 737-like. The transcript has 2 exons. The coding region runs from base 172 to 1215 and encodes 347 amino acids. The record is from RefSeq and is a predicted model, not a curated record. Lineage: Eukaryota; Metazoa; Arthropoda; Insecta; Diptera; Culicidae.
CUAUAUGUGAUAAUUAUCAAUCUGUCAGCAUUCCUAACUGGCAGCUCUCAUGGCUAAACUGACCAUUAAUGAUAGCUUUAUAAAAUCUCUGUCACGAUUCCCACAUCAUAAAAUAUUUACAGCAAUCUUCUAACAUCAGAGCCACAAUCGGAGUUCAAGAAUCAGACAGACAUGUCCUCGAAGCAGCAGAAGCAACCUUACUGCGGCAAUCGGUCAUUCGACUGUGAGGUAUGUGGCAAAGCCUUCCCUAAGAAGAAUCAACUGAAGGGACACUUCACCAUCCAUACGGGCGAGCCUCUGUAUAAGUGCGAUAUAUGUGGCAAAACAUUCACCCGGCAGGGUAACUUGAAGGCACACAAACUCAUUCACAGUAGUGAACGGCCACAUAAGUGCGAACUGUGUGACAAAGAAUUCAUUGGGAAGCAUGACCUGCUGCGACACGUUACGAAUCACACUGGCGAGCGUACACACAAAUGUGAAAUAUGUGGCAAAAAUUUUAUUCGGAAGUAUCAACUACACCAACACGUUAUCAUUCACACUGGCGUUUACCCGUACAAAUGUGAUAUAUGCGGCAAAGAAUUCUCGACGAAGCAGAGUCUGCAGAAACACGGUACUACUCAUUCGGACGAGCGGCCAUAUAAAUGCGAAAUAUGUGGCAAAAGAUUUUCGUGGAAGCAGCGCUUGCAGCGGCAUAUUACCACGCACACUGGCGAGCGGCAGUAUAAAUGUGAAAUAUGUGGCAAAACAUUUCGUGAGAAGCAUCACCUGCAGCAACACGAUACCACACACACUGGUGAGCGCCGGUAUAAAUGUGAAAUUUGUAACAAAGAAUUCUCUCAUAAACAUCACAUGCAACAGCACGUUACCAUCCAUACUGGCGAGCGCCCGUACAAAUGUGAAAUGUGUGGUAAACUAUUCGCCCGGCGAAGUUACUUGACGUCUCACAAACGCAUUCACAAUAGUGAACGCUUGCAUACGUACAACGAAUUUCUUCAGGAGCAUCACCUGGAUCAAAACCUUACCAUCCUCACUGGCGAAUGCCCGUACAAAUGUGAUAUAUGUGGCAAAGAAUUCAUUACGAAGCAGAACCUGCAGCGACAUGCUGCAACUCACACAGGUGAGCGACCGUACAAAUGCGAUAUGUGUGGCAAAGAAUUCUUGUUGAAGCAAAAUCUACAGCGACAUGGAAUCACGCACAUAUCAAAGCACUCGUAAAAUAUAGUAUAUCUAGCAAUGCAUUUACCCAGUCGGUGGUGCAAGGUGUGUGGCAAAGUAUUACGCGAUCGUGAUUCACUGGUUGGACCAUGCUCAUCCAACUAACGUAUUAGGCCGCUGACAGAGUGGUGGCGAGCUGUGCUGGGCCUGGGGCUAGUACUGACCUCUUAGGCACUGACAGUAGGAUGCGAUAAACCUUCUUGCAGGCAAUCAAAGGAAUGAUACUAGAGCGAAAGCCAAGCGGAUUGUCUGUUUGGCCUUAGAUUAACUCAAGAGUACUUAUUCAAAAGGUCCUAAGUGACAUUGAGCUCGAACUGAGAAAAACGAGGCUGAAGUUUCAUGGACUUAAAACAAAUCCCUAUUAGAGAACAAAUAUGUGUUUUGAUGGAACAAUUAUGCCAAUAUAGUCUAAGGACUAUGCUCUUUAGGUGAAUAGUACUGAAAACAUGAAAUUUUUAGUGCUAAUGUAGUUUUUAA